AUGCGCCCAAAGCUGGUUGAAUUGACGAACGAGAAGCUUGAGCUUAGCGAAAGGAUCGAGGGUCUCGAGAAACAGCUGAGAGCACGUGACUCGACCAUCGAAGGGCUCGAGGUCUCUUCAGAGCAGUUGCGUCAAGAAAAGGAAGAAAUUGACCGAAACCUCAAGAAUCUAGAAGCGACGCUAUCAAAAGAACAAUCAUCGAGGCAGGAAACCUUUUCUGAGUUGCAGGAAGCCUACAGCAAUCUUCAGGCUGAGCUCGAUGCGACUCGUCAGGAGCUACAGAAUCUUCAAUCUUCCAAGGCUGCUCUUGUUCGGACUACAGCCGAACAGAAGGAGGAGCUCUUCCGCGUCACGGCAGCAUCACAAGCGAAGGAUGAGCAGUUGUUAUCUUUGCAGCGAGAGCUCGAAGAACGGACGGAAGCUCAAGCAGAAGAUCAAGAUUUCUUGGAACACGCUCGCACUGAAUUGGAGAAUUUGCGACGGGAAGUG
Gloeophyllum trabeum ATCC 11539 is the source of this 489-nucleotide messenger RNA. RefSeq lists its product as uncharacterized. The transcript has a single exon. The annotation marks the transcript as partial. The record is from RefSeq and is a predicted model, not a curated record. NCBI's taxonomy places the organism in Eukaryota, Fungi, Basidiomycota, Agaricomycetes, Gloeophyllales, Gloeophyllaceae.